GAUUUACCUCCACAGUUUGCGGACAGCGACAGUCAGACGCCUGUGCCAUCAGGCAUUCAAGGCUGCAGCCUCGACCGCGGAUCUGUUAAGGCUACUGUUUCUACGGCCAUGACUCUGUCGGCAUUCCUCCUCGUCGGCUCGCUAUCGUUCGUCUUCGUCGAGGAACAGGCGGCGUGGAGGACACAAGUGCCCCUGUUUGAGAUCGGCAGGAACGGUGUUCUGAAGCGUAUUCAUCUGCAGCGGCCGUCCAAAACCUCCCAUCGGACGAAGCGCUCUGUCGAAGUCCCUCACCCACUGGCCCCAGAAUUGCAUAGCUCCGAUAACAACACGAUGAACCUGUCGAUCGACCUGCUGCUGAUCGCCGACGAUUCCGUGUACGACAGCUUUCUGACAGCCAGCAAUGGGGAUGAAUACUCAUGCGUCAGCGCCAUCCAUCAAUACUUCAGUGGCAUUCUGUACGAGGUGUCCAGGAUUUACAGUAGUAACAAGUUAGGCGACAUGAAGUUCACUCUUUAUCCAGUCGGCAUCAUUAUCACCAAGCACCAGUCCCAAGUGCCUUGGACUUCAGAAGACAUGUACGAUAAUGAAAGUAGCAAUGAGCAUCGCCUGAAAGCCGCUGAAGCAUUGAUGGCGUUCAAAGACUGGAUACAAAGGGAACGUGACAACCUGCCAGAACACGAUCAUGCCAUGGCAAUAACCAAGCGAGACCUGAGCCGUUCCGGAAUCGCAUACAUUAAAUCCAUAUGCAAAAUUGGCGAGUCAAUAAGUUUGGUUGAGGACCUUGGUGGUAUGGCAACGGCCGCAGUAGCUGGACACGAACUUGCCCACAGCCUGGGUGCGCAGCACGACGGAGACAAGAUCAAUGACUACUGCCCGACGGACCACAACUACCUCAUGGUUCCCGGUGUGUCGUCAAGCAGGGAUACGGUAGCCAACACAUUCACGUUUUCCAACUGCACUGUCAAGCAGAUACGGGAACACAUAUUCCGUCGGAAUGGUUCGGCCGUCCUACAAUGCUUGCAGCGGCAUCGAGUGAGGAAGAGGCGACAUUUUGGCUUUAAGAAUAUCGGCGCUCACCCAGGACAACUAUUUGAUGCCAACCAGCAGUGCCAGCUUGCCUUUGGUGCUACCUUCCGCUAUUGUAACGCGGUCGAAGAGGGUGCCAAGGAUUGCGAAACGUGCGACAUUGCAAUGAAUGUGAGUUUCCGUCAGAUUCGCCCGAUCGCUGAUCAACAGACCGACCAACAGCGUAAUGCGAUUUAUACGAUCGACCAACCGUUCAUUUACUAUUUCUAA
Messenger RNA from Soboliphyme baturini, 1296 nucleotides. NCBI's taxonomy places the organism in Eukaryota, Metazoa, Nematoda, Enoplea, Dioctophymatida, Soboliphymatidae. The record is from the annotation of a GenBank genome assembly.